AUUAUAUAGGGAAAAUAUAAAGUAAACUGUAGAAGGUGGUGAAGCGUCUUCCCCCCUUCGUUAUCAUCCCGCCAUGGCUUUACAGUAAUCAUUACACACACACGCAAUAUUUCCUGCGCUCUCUUUCCUCUGCUUUUCUUCUUUCUUGUUUAGUCUGCAUUUUCUCGGAUUUGGGUAGGCAAAAUUAUUCACGUUGAAAAAAUUCUUCGGAUUUUCAUACAUGAAAAAAGGGUGAUUCAACGCUUUUGAAAGGAUUUCCAGUCCUAAGGUCUGUGUUCUUCUCGAAGAACAUGUUUUCUGAAUCUUCUGAAUUAACCCUUUUUCUUCCCGAAAUUAUUCGGGUUCGAUGAGAUUUUCUCGUACCCUUCAUGGGCUCUGCGUUUUUUAAUCAGCUUCCCGGAAAAUUACAACGACAACAAUGGAAUCGGAGAAAUCCAAUCUCGGAGCCAUCUUCGGUGCCUUUGUUAGACCUUCAUGGGCAUUUCUUCUCCUCCUCUUCACCGUCGUAGCGAUUCUCUCCCUCCAAAUCUCCUCCUAUUCCAUUUUUCCUCUCUGGGUCCUCUCCGGAUCCGACGAUCCGGCGACCCGACUCGGUGACCCGACUCGGACCUGCGCCGGGUUCUUCCGCGGAGACCCGCCGCCGAGAGGGUUCGUGAUGUCGAUAACGGAUUUCGGCGGAGUCGGCGAUGGCGAGACAUCGAACACGGCGGCGUUCCGCCGCGCCGUACGGCACAUGCGGCGAUUCUCCGGCGAGAGUGGGGCCCAGUUGAACGUUCCAAAGGGCACGUGGGUUACCGGAAGCUUCAACCUCACCAGCAAUUUCACGCUGUUUCUCGAACAUGGAGCUGUGAUUUUGGGAUCCCAGGACCAAAGUGAAUGGCCGUUAGUGCAGCCCUUGCCUUCGUAUGGAAGGGGACGAGAAAGACCCGGGGCUCGACACAUUAGCCUCAUUCAUGGAGAUGGACUCACGGACGUUGUCAUUACAGGAGAAAACGGGACAAUAGACGGGCAAGGGAAGAUGUGGUGGGAGUUAUGGUGGAACAGAACAUUGGUUCACACAAGAGGCCAUCUUGUUGAACUCAAGAACUCACACAAUGUUCUCAUCUCCAACCUCACUUUACGCAAUUCUCCAUUUUGGACGAUCCAUCCAGUGUACUGCAGCAAUGUUGUUAUCAAGAAUAUGACAAUCUUGGCGCCGAUGAAUGCCCCUAACACAGAUGGGAUAGACCCUGACUCGUGCACUAAUGUUUGCAUAGAAGACUGUUACAUCGAGAGUGGCGAUGACCUCGUGGCUGUGAAAAGCGGGUGGGAUCAGUACGGCAUGGUCAUGGCUCGUCCGAGUUCCAAUAUCAUUAUCAGAAGGAUUUCUGGAACUACAACUACAUGUUCCGGAGUUGGGAUAGGCAGUGAGAUGUCUGGUGGGAUCUUCAACAUAACAGUGGAAGAUAUUCGUGUUUGGGACUCUGCGGCCGGGGUGCGUAUAAAGACCGACAAAGGUAGAGGUGGGUACAUAGCAAAUGUCACCAUAAGGAAUGUACUGAUGGAGAGAGUGAAAGUUCCGAUUAGAUUUAGCAGCGGUUCAAAUGACCACCCGGACGAGAACUGGGAUCCGGAAGCUAUACCGAAAGUGAAAGGGAUCUAUAUAAGCAACAUCCUCAGUCUUAAUUCGAGAAAAGCCCCGAUUUUGCUAGGCGUCGAGGGCACGUCAUUCGAAGAUAUAUGCGUAACGAAUAUUACGCUUCUGGGCCUGCCACCAUCUGUGACAUGGAACUGCAGGCAUGUCUCUGGGUACGCGAGUGGCGUCUUCCCGUCGUCUUGUCCUGAGCUGCAGAACGAGGGGUCGGCGCAUCGGUGUUCAUAGAUGAUCCUGCAGUGUUGUAUUUAUGGUGAAAUUUUGAAAUCUAUGUCAGAUGGUGAAGACCCAUGAGUUCUGGAAAUUUUGGUGAAGAAUCAUGGCCUGUCUGAAACACUUAACAUGGCCACUCUUUUUUGGUAAGCUCUGAUUCUUUUGUACACAUCCUUUGAAACACAAAAUUCACUCAGAAUCAAGAUUUGUGAGGAACUGUUUCCUGUAGUUCCAUGAUAAUGUGAAAACAUCCA
Tarenaya hassleriana is the source of this 2100-nucleotide messenger RNA. Its product is annotated as probable polygalacturonase. The transcript has 5 exons. Gene Ontology annotation, molecular function: polygalacturonase activity. The record is from RefSeq and is a predicted model, not a curated record. Bases 419 to 1861 code for a protein of 480 amino acids. Lineage: Eukaryota; Viridiplantae; Streptophyta; Magnoliopsida; Brassicales; Cleomaceae. Gene Ontology annotation, biological process: carbohydrate metabolic process.